Messenger RNA from Chlorocebus sabaeus (green monkey), 1821 nucleotides. RefSeq names its product kallikrein related peptidase 14 (gene KLK14). The record is from RefSeq and is a predicted model, not a curated record. Gene Ontology annotation, molecular function: serine-type endopeptidase activity. Gene Ontology annotation, cellular component: secretory granule. Lineage: Eukaryota; Metazoa; Chordata; Mammalia; Primates; Cercopithecidae. Gene Ontology annotation, biological process: seminal clot liquefaction; proteolysis; epidermis morphogenesis.
AGAAAGAGCCGGGAAUGGUCUGGGGAUCAUGGUGGGGGAGCGUGCUGGAGGCCUAAAUUCCUAGUUGUGGAGGUGCUGGGAAAUUGUGGGACGGGGGAGAGAGGUGUUUAUAAGAUCUGGUGCAAAAUAAAUAAGGAAUCGUAGAGAACGAUUAGAUCCUGAGUGGGUCAUAACAGAAGGAUCACAGGGUUCUACUUGACUGUGCUAGGAAAGAAACACUGUGGGAAAGAUGUUUUGUUGUCAGAGGGAAGGUGGAGAAGGACGAUGGGGUGGCAGGAUCGUGGUGUGGGGUGUGCAAGGUGGCUGGGGGCAAGUGUGGGGCAAGAGAUGGUGGAUCCUUGGGGUCCCACUGAGUGGGAACUUUGGGGAAGAGACAGGGAGGUCCUGGAAUGUGUUGGGGAAGGACUCACUGGGGGGAAAUGUGGCGUAUUUCGAGAAGUGAUCACAGAAAUUAUGGGAGCGUAGAGCUGAGGGUCGUAGAUGUAGCAAGGCCCUGGAUAAGGUGGCCAUGGCACAAAAUAAGAGAUGCUACGGAGGUGACUUGGGAGGUGAGUCAGAAAACUCUCCGUGUUGGGGCAAUAACGGGGUCAAUAUGGGGCGUAUCUGCCCCUGGGCGGGAUGGAUAGAAGCGGGAGGUUUAGGGUUAGACCAAAAGGAAGAGGAUUUGUCAGUUCUGGGACCCUACAAACUUGCGAAGUGGAGAGUGUUUGCUCAUCUACUUUCCCCACCCAAUCCUGUCCACUCCUAGACAUGACACGGAGCCAAGAGGAUGAGAACAAGAUAAUUGGUGGCUAUACAUGCACCCGGAGCUCCCAGCCGUGGCAGGCGGCCCUGCUGGUGGGUCCCGGGCGCCGCUUCCUCUGCGGAGGUGCCCUGCUUUCAGACCAGUGGGUCAUCACCGCUGCUCACUGCGGCCGCCCGAUCCUUCAGGUCGCCCUGGGUAAACACAACCUGAGGAGGUGGGAGGCCACCCAGCAGGUGCUGCGCGUGGUUCGCCAGGUGACGCACCCCGACUACAACUCCCGGACCCACGAAAACGACCUCAUGCUGCUGCGGCUCCAGCAGCCCGCGCGGAUCGGGAGGGCAGUCAGGCCCAUUGAGGUCGCCCAGGCCUGUGCCAGCCCCGGGACCUCCUGCCGAGUGUCAGGCUGGGGAACUAUAUCCAGCCCCAUCGCCAGGUACCCUGCCUCUCUGCAAUGUGUGAACAUCAACAUCUCACCGGAUGAGGUGUGCCAGAAGGCCUAUUCUAAAGCCAUCACGCCUGGCAUGGUCUGUGCAGGAGUUCCCCAGGGCGGGAAGGACUCUUGUCAGGGUGACUCUGGGGGACCCCUGGUGUGCAGAGGACAGCUCCAGGGCCUUGUGUCUUGGGGAAUGGAGCGCUGCGCCCUGCCUGGCUACCCUGGUGUCUACACCAACCUGUGCAAGUACCGAAGCUGGAUUGAGGAAACGAUGCGGCACAAAUGAUGAUCUUCAUGGUGGGAUGGAUCUCAUCAGCUGCCCAGGCCCUCCUCUCUCCACUCAGGCCCCAGCCCCUCCUCCCUCAGACCCAGGAGGACAGGCCCAGCUCCUCCUCCCUCAGACCCAGGAGCCCCAGUCCCCAGCAACCUGAUCUUUACUCCAGCUCCGAUCUCUCCUUUCCCAGAUCAGUUGCUUCAAGCGUUUUCUCCCCACCAUGCCCCCACCCUUGCUGUGUCACCAUCACUACUCAAGACCAGAGGCACAGAGGGCAGGAGCACAGACACCUUAAACCGGCAUUGCAUUCCAGAGAAGACAAUUUUUAACACGCUUAGUGUCUCUAAAAACCGAAUAAAUAAUGACAAU